AUCGAGCUGUCCCCUGCCUCCGCAAAGCUCUUGCCUCUUUGCGCCUUGCUAGCUUUGCUUCCCUCCUCUAGUCCUCUUCCUCGUCGCCUCUUCUCUGAUUUCUUCCUGGUGUUUGCCGGAGUAAGGAAGGCUAGGCGCGAGGUGGGGGGAGGAGGGCGCUGUGCUCAGCCAGAGGUCAUCAUCGGCGCUACGCACGCAAGCGCGCUGCCUGGUUGGCCUUUUCCUACUGGAACUGCAGUACUUUGAACAUGCUUUUUGCAAAUACUUGCAUUAAGGAUGAAUAAAAUGUUAAGCAACGACUGUUUAGGGACACAGGAGCCUCAUACAUUUUGCAAGACCACUGAAAUAUUGGAACAUUCACACCCUCAAGAGGUUACACCCGAUAAAACAGCGGCGGGGUCAACGCUAAUAAGUCAUCAAAAUGUGUGCUGCACUGCUGAAGUAUCAGGGGAAAACACGGAAAUCAUGGAAAUCAGCUUAUUGCAUGAUGAAUCUGAUGCAGGAACUACCAGUUUGCUACCACUGCCAUUGUUGUCCUAUAGUCCAAGAUCAAUGGUUCCUAUACAAGUACCAUCGUCAUCAGACCUUGAGAGUAUCCUUUCGCCAGAUCCAAUCUAUAGUGAUCUUCAGUUGAAAGAGAUAAACUACAAUGCUGCAGCAAUGGAUGAAAGCACUGAGUUCCUUCACCUGAUUCUUAGUGGCAAUGAUGAAGGAUACAAUACCACAACUGAAUUACAAGUUUGGGAUGUUCUGGACUUCUAUGUCUCAGAAAACUUUUCUGCUCUCCAAUUUGAUAGUUUGAUGGGUUUUACAAAUGAAGUUAGUACUUCCUACAAUGAUUGUAUGAAUUUAGUUGACAUGGUAGAGCGGCCCGUGGCUCGUCUGUCUCUAGAUGAUACACCAAAACCAAGUAACAGUGAUGAUGCGGUUCCGGCAGACAAUGUCGCAAUGGACCCUGAUGAGACAUCCUUAUACCUUCAGACAAAACCAACAGAUUCAGAAACAGAAAGUAGUUCUGCUGCAGGUGAUGUUGAAACUGAAUAUCUAGAUCAAAAGCUACUUUCUAGAUGUCUGCCUGAUUUAAUGGAUGUUGACUCGCCCAACCGCUUACUGAAAACACCAGUGAGAACAAAACAUGUGACUCUUGUGCUUGAUUUGGACGAGACUCUUGUACAUUCAACAUUGGAUCACUGCGACAAUGCUGAUUUUACCCUAGAAGUUUUCUUUAAUAUGAAAAAUCACACAGUGUAUGUGAGAAAAAGGCCUUACCUGAAAAUGUUUCUUGAGAAGGUUGCUCAGAUGUUUGAGGUCGUCAUUUUCACAGCUAGUCAGAGAAUCUAUGCUGAGCAACUUAUAGAUAAACUUGAUCCUGAUGGAAAAUAUAUCUCACGGCGUAUUUAUCGUGAAUCUUGUAUAUUCUCUGACGGUUGCUAUACAAAGGACCUGACAAUUCUGAGGAUCGACUUGGCAAAAGUUGCAAUAGUUGACAAUACUCCACAGGUUUUCCAGUUGCAAGUGGAUAACGGCAUACCAAUUAAGAGCUGGUUUGAUGACCCCUCAGAUCAGGAAUUGAUCGAGUUACUCCCUUUCCUGGAGAGCCUUGUGGAUUCAGAGGACGUGAGGCCAAUAAUUUCGAAGACCUUUCAUGACAAACUUGAGCAGAAUUAGUUUAGGAGGCAUACAGAUGUAUCAUCGAGUGAACCUGUCGCUGAAGUUAGCUUCGCUCCACAUGGUGCAGGCCAUUCUUGGGAAGUUAGGUAUAGGAUCAAGAUUCACCAUUUAUGUUAUGUUAGCUGUUACAAAUAGCAAGCAUAAACUGCGGGUUGUCGAUGAAAAUGGCUUGUAUAUGUAUGUCCCUUUGGGUUUCCGUGUCACAGAUCAUUGUACAGAGACGAACAAUAGUGCUGAAUAAAGUGAUCUGAGUGCAAUUUUGCUCA
Messenger RNA from Sorghum bicolor (sorghum), 1937 nucleotides. Its product is annotated as CTD small phosphatase-like protein 3. The coding region runs from base 277 to 1668 and encodes 463 amino acids. The transcript has 7 exons. The record is from RefSeq and is a predicted model, not a curated record. Lineage: Eukaryota; Viridiplantae; Streptophyta; Magnoliopsida; Poales; Poaceae. Gene Ontology annotation, molecular function: phosphoprotein phosphatase activity.